GGAAAGGAAAAAGUCCAUUUUCCGCAAAGCCGACUGCUUUUCGCGUUGAGACAGAGAACAGAGUUGAAUCAAUAACUUCAAUGAGAGCAAUAGCGUUUUCACCCUCCCAACAAUGGGACUCCAAAAUCCAAACCCGUCUCCCAAAUUCCUCACACACACCAAUCCACACCAACCCAAAUCUCCAAUUCAAAACCACAAGACACCCACUUCCCUGCUUCUCCCUAGACUCAUCAAAAUCCCAAACCCCACUGACCCCAAUCACCCCCACAACCCCACCCCUCGUGGUGGUGGGCUCAGCCAAUGCAGACAUCUAUGUUGAGAUUGAGAGACUCCCCAAGGAGGGUGAGACCAUCUCAGCCAAAACAGGUCAGACCCUGGCUGGGGGCAAAGGUGCCAACCAGGCUGCCUGUGGUGGCAAGCUGGCUUACCCAACCUACUUUGUGGGCCAGGUGGGUCAGGAUGCCCAUGGCAAACUGGUCACUGAGGCCCUCAGGGGUCGUGGGGUCCACCUGGAUCACCUGACUAGUGUGGCUGCUGCACCCACUGGGCAUGCUGUGGUGAUGUUGCAGAGUGAUGGGCAGAACUCCAUUAUCAUUGUGGGUGGCGCCAACAUGAGGUGUUGGCCUGAGAGGCUGAGUGAUGAGGAUUUGAGGGUUGUGAGGAGUGCUGGGAUUGUUUUGCUGCAGAGGGAGAUUCCAGAAGUGGUCAACAUUCAGGUUGCAAAGGCUGCCAAGAGUGCAGGUGUACCAGUCAUUUUGGAUGCCGGAGGAAUGGAUACACCAAUCUCCCAGGAGCUAUUGAACUAUGUUGAUAUUUUUAGCCCAAACGAAAGUGAACUUGGUCGUUUGACAGGAAUGCCGACUGAAAGCUUUGAACAGAUUAGUAAUGCCGUUGUCAAAUGCCAUAAAAUGGGUGUUAAGCAAGUCCUAGUAAAACUUGGGGACAAAGGGUCUGCUCUAUUUGUAGAAGGUGAUGAACCAAUUAAACAACCUGUCAUAUCUGCUGCGAAAGUACUUGAUACUACUGGAGCCGGUGAUACAUUUACUGCCUCUUUUGCUGUUGCUUUUGUGGAGGGCAAGUCCAUAAAGGAAUGCCUGAGAUUUGCAGCUGCGGCCGCUUCUCUUUGUGUUCAAGUGAAGGGAGCCAUUCCUAGCAUGCCCGAGAGGAAAUCAGUUUUGAAUCUUCUUCAAUCUCUUUGAGGAUAACAUUGUAUCUAAGAGUCGAUAGGUUUUUAACAUGCUUGUUCAUAUAAUAAAAUCCUUCUUUUACCUUCUAUCGACUCAACGAAACUGUUAUCUUGUUUCCAUUUCCAACAGCAGAUGUAACAUUCCAUGAUAUAUGCAUCUUUCGCACAUAAAUUGAAUUUUAA
This is a messenger RNA of Rosa chinensis, 1369 nucleotides long. RefSeq names its product ribokinase. Lineage: Eukaryota; Viridiplantae; Streptophyta; Magnoliopsida; Rosales; Rosaceae. The transcript has 4 exons. Gene Ontology annotation, biological process: D-ribose metabolic process. The record is from RefSeq and is a predicted model, not a curated record. Bases 81 to 1199 code for a protein of 372 amino acids. Gene Ontology annotation, molecular function: ribokinase activity.